AUGGCAACCGAGAUGCAGUCGUUCUAUACCCCUUCCACUUCCACCCACAUCUCGUCCCAUGCCCCGGCGGCCGUGGAUGAGCUAAUCAACAAAUACUCCUCUACAAUGUCGACCUCAACCUCCGCCAUCAGCCACCUGUCGAUGAAGAAAGCUCACCGGAAUGUCCUGCAGCGGAUUAUCGAUCGCAUUCGCCUAGAAUACUAUCGCUAUGAGGUCACGUUCGGGCUCUAUGUCAUGACGCCGGGAGAGAAGCUGGUGGCUAACACCUUUGUGAUUGUCGUGCUGUCCCUCCUGUUCUGGGCCCUGCUGGUUUAUUUCCCUGCGCUUCUAUACCAGAAGGCCAGCCGUCUUAUCUGGCUGUUGACUGGUGAGAACGGAGAGGAGAUGGGGGCUGCUUUGGGAAUCAUCGAUUCGCACGUCAACUCCAUGUCUACGCCUUCGAGCUAA
Aspergillus fijiensis CBS 313.89 is the source of this 447-nucleotide messenger RNA. RefSeq names its product serine palmitoyltransferase small subunit family protein. NCBI's taxonomy places the organism in Eukaryota, Fungi, Ascomycota, Eurotiomycetes, Eurotiales, Aspergillaceae. The record is from RefSeq and is a predicted model, not a curated record. Bases 1 to 447 code for a protein of 148 amino acids. The transcript has a single exon.